Messenger RNA from Mus pahari (shrew mouse), 1792 nucleotides. It is a transcript of the gene Pdilt, whose product is annotated as protein disulfide isomerase like, testis expressed. The transcript has 11 exons. The record is from RefSeq and is a predicted model, not a curated record. Gene Ontology annotation, biological process: protein folding. Gene Ontology annotation, cellular component: endoplasmic reticulum. The coding region runs from base 1 to 1767 and encodes 588 amino acids. NCBI's taxonomy places the organism in Eukaryota, Metazoa, Chordata, Mammalia, Rodentia, Muridae.
AUGGAACUGCUCUGGACACCUUUGCUGCUGGUGGCUGCUUGCCUCUCAGAGGUCUUUGGCUCACCAGAGAUUGACACCGGAAUCAACAUUUCCCAGCCUUUGCACAUCCUGGAGGAUCAUAACUUAAUGGUGCUGACUCCCGCAGGCUUGACGCAGAUGCUGAAUGAGACCCGCUUCCUAAUGGUGAUUUUCCACAAUCCAUCGUUAAAACAGUCCAGGAAGCUGGCCAAGGAGCUGGGCAAAGCUGCAGAGAUCUUCGGGAAGGGCAAGAAUGGCUUGGGCUUUGGCAAAGUGGAUAUCACCAUGGAGAUAGAGCUUCAGCAGGAGUUUGACAUCACCCAUGCCCCGGAAUUGAAGCUGUUCUUUGAGGGCAACAGGUUAAAGCCCAUCAGCUGUAAAGAUGUGGUUGAGUCGACAGCCUUGGUUGUUUGGUUGAGAAGACAAAUUAGCAAGAAAGCACUUUUGUUCAACAACAGCGAGGAAGUGGCUGAUUUUGUGAAAUCCAGGCCCUUGGUCAUUGUUGGCUUCUUCCAGGAUUUAGAGGAAGAAGUGGCAGAAUUAUUUUAUGACACCAUCAAGGACUUCCCAGAACUAACGUUUGGAGCAAUACAAAUAAAAAAUUCCUUCGGGCGAUUCCACGUGAUCCUUGACAGUGUCCUGGUGUUUAAAAAGGGAAAAAUCGUGAAACGUCAAGAGCUUAUUAAUGACAGUACAAACAAAGACCAUCUCAAUCAAGUCAUAAAGCAACAGCUCACAGGCUUUGUGAUUGAGUUAAACCCUGAGAAUAAGGACCUGAUUUAUGAACUGAACAUCUUGAAUCACAUGCUUCUCUUUAUCUCCAAAAACUCAGAGCUGUACAGCACCAUAAGCAGGCAUUACAGACAAAUUGCAAAGGAAUUCCAGAACAAGAUUCUUUUCGUCCUGGUGAAUGCGGAUGAACCUAAAAACAAACGCAUCUUUGAGUACUUCCAGAUCUCAAGAGUCAAUGUCCCAUCUGUUCAAAUCCUGAACUUAAGCUCUGACGCCAGGUAUAAAAUGCCCACGGAUGACAUAAACUUUGAAAGCCUCAAAAAGUUCUGCAACAGCUUCCUCAGCAAAACUGCCAAGAAACACAAAUCCAGUGAAGAGAUUCCAAAAUAUUGGGACCAAGGGCCAGUUAAGAAGCUCGUGGGGAAGAACUUCAAUGUGGUCGUCUUUGAUAAGGAAAAGGAUGUGUUUGUGAUGUUCUAUGCACCCUGGUCUGAGAAGUGCAGGGUGCUGUUACCACUGCUGGAAGAGUUGGGCAUAAAGUAUCAAAACCACUCCACAGUCAUCAUUGCUAAGAUUGACAUAACAGCAAAUGACAUUCAGCUGGCGAACCCAGAACAGUACCCAUUCUUCAGGCUUUUCCCUACUGACUCGCAAGAGGCUGUCAUGUAUAAAGGCGAGCACACCAUGAAGGGCUUUUGUGACUUCCUGGAAAACCAUGUCAAGGUUAGGAUUGAGGAAGAAGAUGAGCUAUUGUACAUUGAGCAAAAUGAAGAAGAGGAGGUGUUAGCUGAGCCGGAGAUUCAGCUCAUAGAGAAGUUGCCCGAGAAUCCGCUGCUCAAGAGAGAGGACACAAGCAAACAGGCCAGGGUAGUGAAAGGGUCUCCUGCGCUGGACAGUAUAAGCAAGCCAGAAGAGCCGGAGAGAAGGAAGGAAACAGCUGAGAGGGAGGAGGUGGCGGCUCAGCCGAAGGAACAGCCAAAACCAGAGAGAAAACUGGAAGUCAAAGAAGAACUUUAGCUUCUCCGAAGCCAGGGAGAAAGGA